AUGAAUGAUGAAACAGAAAGAGGUAGCAUCAUCAAUGGGUCUGAUGAUCAAAUCAGGGGAGAUCAAGAAGUGAAAAACAUGGUUUAUGCUAACAACAUAGAUGGUGUGGCAACUAACAGGGAAGAUCAUAGGGUCACCACAGGAAUGGAAGCUGCUAAAAGAUAUAUAUCCUCUCUUAGUGCUAAUGCCACUGAAGCUCAGCUGCCAAAUCAUGGAUUGCUUGUGAUCCCUCUCUUUAACACGUUUGAGAGUCUAAAGAUUCUCAACUUGUCUGGAAAUGCUAUUGUGAGGAUACCUGCAGGUGCUCUUCCUCCACGACUUCACUCUUUGAAUUUGUCCAAAAACAAUAUCUUCAUCAUAGAGGGAUUGCGUAAACUUACACGGCUUCGUGUCCUAGACCUCAGUUACAACCGUAUAAGAAGAAUCGGACACGGCCUUGCAUCCUGUUAUUCUCUGAAGGAGCUGUACCUGGCUGGGAACAAGAUCAGUGAAGUAGAGGGUCUCCACCGCCUCUUGAAACUAAGUAUUCUUGAUAUCCGUUUCAAUGAAAUUUCAUCAGCCAAAUGCUUAGGCCAACUUGUAGCUAACUACAAUUCAUUGCAAGCUAUCAGUUUGGAUGGGAACCCAACCCACAACAGUGUAGAAGAUGAACAAUUGAAGAAAUAUCUAAAAGUCAUUCUUCCCCAUCUUGUAUACUAUAAUGGGCACCCCAUCAAAGUGAACACUUUGAAGGAUGCUGCAGAUGAAUCAGUUCAGUUUAGCAUGAAUUCAUAUCAAUUUGAUCGUGUCCUUAGAUUAGAUAAUAAGACCAUAAAAAAGGCCAACCAAGGUGUUGUAGCUGCUCAGAGGCCAUCAACAACUUCCACUCGUGCUCGCAGAGAUCAAACAGUGAACUCUUCAAAACUUUCUAAGGGUAAGCAUAAUAACACUGACCUACUACCACCAUCUGAAGCUGAAGUAUCAAUCCGAAGUCGGUAUUAUAGGAGGUUAUUUUGGUUUCCUUUAUUAAUUUGA
Abrus precatorius (Indian licorice) is the source of this 1014-nucleotide messenger RNA. RefSeq names its product protein phosphatase 1 regulatory subunit SDS22-like. The coding region runs from base 1 to 1014 and encodes 337 amino acids. Gene Ontology annotation, cellular component: cytoplasm. Gene Ontology annotation, molecular function: protein kinase binding. The record is from RefSeq and is a predicted model, not a curated record. The transcript has 4 exons. NCBI's taxonomy places the organism in Eukaryota, Viridiplantae, Streptophyta, Magnoliopsida, Fabales, Fabaceae.